GGCCGCCAUGUGCAGGGGCAGCGUGCAGCAGUGCUGGCAGCGGCAGCGGCGCAGCGCCGGCGUCGACGCGGCUCUGCUGCUGCGAGCGGCGGCCGCCGCCGUCAGGCAGCCAAUGAAAUCUCUGCUACCUCGGCCACUGGCGACCUCUGCCCGCGUGAACCUGAACCUGCACUGGGAUGACCUGGAGCAGGUGAUGGGGGCCGGCGGUGGCCGGCCGUGUGACGCCGUCACCGACAACCUGGGCAGCGAGUGGCUGGGGGAACAGAUGAAGGUCGGCGCUGUCAGCCCAACCCACGACCUGUCUUCAGAGGCAAAGAACGACUAACAGUGCUAUGCUGGUGUGCGACUUUAUGUCUAAAUGUUGAGCACUUUUCUGUGUUUUUCAUUACUCCUACGUUCUUUACUUCUUAACAUUCCUCGAAUCCAGUUUAAACUGAUUAAUUUUUAGGGUGCUGCAAAAGUAGCCAGACAAUAACAGAAUGUUUCGUAUGGAUUUCAAAAUGAUACAGUUUUAUUCUUUUGAUUACUGAAUUCGGCCGUGUACCAAUUCCAUUUCUACUUAAUAUCUC
Schistocerca cancellata (South American locust) is the source of this 569-nucleotide messenger RNA. RefSeq lists its product as uncharacterized. The record is from RefSeq and is a predicted model, not a curated record. Lineage: Eukaryota; Metazoa; Arthropoda; Insecta; Orthoptera; Acrididae. The transcript is spliced from 2 exons. The coding region runs from base 8 to 325 and encodes 105 amino acids.